Messenger RNA from Colias croceus (clouded yellow), 3834 nucleotides. RefSeq lists its product as uncharacterized. Gene Ontology annotation, biological process: telomere maintenance; DNA repair. The transcript is spliced from 2 exons. NCBI's taxonomy places the organism in Eukaryota, Metazoa, Arthropoda, Insecta, Lepidoptera, Pieridae. Bases 94 to 3834 code for a protein of 1246 amino acids. The record is from RefSeq and is a predicted model, not a curated record. Gene Ontology annotation, molecular function: DNA helicase activity.
UACUUCAACAGGAUUAUUCCAUGUUUGUAUCAAUCUGAAGCAUAAAGUAUAUUUAAAAAAAAACUGAUAUAAGAUUUACCUAAAAUUGUAUACAUGUUACAGAUUCAGGGCCAGAUUUAUCAUCAAGCUGGUUCGUUAUUGCCAUACCCCGACGCUGAUCAUCAAUUUUUGCAAAUUUAUUUUAUUGGUGAUGAAAAUCGUGAAUUGGAUCAACGUUGUGCAAUUGUUUCGAAUACAAGACGAGAAAUUAUUCGUGAGCUACAAAGGUUUUUCCAUCAGCAUAACGCAUUAGUUCAAUUGUUUAAAAUUGCUCUCGAUCGUAUGCCAACUGAUAAUCACAAAAUCGUAAUAAGAGCUGAUAGAACACCUUUUGGAGAGCAUGCAAGGCGAUUUAAUGCACCAACAAUUGAUGAGGUUGCAAUUGUAAUUCUUGGUGAUCAGUUUCAAUCCCGUGAUAUUGUACUUCAUCGUAGAAAUGAGCAAUUGCAACGUGUUUCGGAACUUCAUCGUAGUUACGAUGCAUUACAGUACCCAAUAUUGCAUUGGAAAGGUGACGAUGGUUACCAUAUCAAUAUACCAAUGAUUGAUCCACGAACAGGUCUACAUAUACAGAAAAAAGUUAGUGCCAUGAAUUUUUAUUCGUAUCGAUUGAUGAUUCGUCCACAAGAACAAAAUUAUAUCUUAAAAUGUGGUAAACUAUAUCAUCAGUACAUCGUUGAUAUGUAUGCCAAAAUAGAGACUGAACGUCUUAAUUUUAUUCGUUUCAACCAAGCAAAAUUAAGAUCCGAAGAAUAUAUUCAUUUGCAAGAUGCGAUAGCGAAUGAUGCUAAUGUUAAUGACAUCGGACGUUUAACUAUAUUGCCAUCUUCGUAUAUUGGUAGCCCACGGCAUAUGAACGAAUAUGCACAAGACGCAAUGUCUUAUGUACGAAAAUACGGUCGACCGGAUCUGUUCAUUACAUUUACAUGUAAUCCGCAGUGGGAUGACAUCAAGAACAAUUUAUUUGAAGGCCAGUCGACAACUGAUCGUCAUGACAUUACAGCACGUGUUUUUCGGCGAAAAUUGAAAGCACUUAUGGAUUUAAUUGUGAAAUUACGUGUAUUUGGAGAGGUGCGUUGCCAUAUGUACUCCAUCGAAUGGCAAAAAAGGGGAUUGCCGCACGCACAUAUAUUAAUUUGGCUGGUAAAUAAAAUAACUCCGGAUCAAAUCGAUAACGUUAUAUCAGGUGAAAUUCCUGAUCAAACUGUUGAUCCUGAGUUAUUUGAUGUUGUCGUUAAAAACAUGAUACAUGGUCCGUGCGGUGAACUAAAUAUGAAUUCGCCAUGUAUGAUUGAUGGAAAGUGUUCGAAACGAUACCCAAGACAAUUGACUUCAGACACAAUAACGGGCAAUGACGGAUAUCCGUUGUAUAGACGUAGAUCACCUAAUGAUAAUGGCAAAACGGCAACCAUUAGAAUGCGUAACCAGGACGUUGAAGUUGAUAAUCGUUGGGUGGUUCCGUAUUGUCCAUUAUUAUCGAAAAAAUUCAAGGCUCAUAUAAAUGUGGAGUAUUGUAAUUCAGUCAAAUCCAUUAAAUAUAUUUGCAAGUAUGUAAAUAAAGGGAGCGAUAUGGCUGUUUUCGGUGUAGCUGGUGAUAAUAGAAAUGAUGAAAUUACUCAGUAUCAACUGGGGCGCUAUAUUAGUAGUAAUGAAGCUGUCUGGAGGAUUCUGUCGUUUCCAAUGCACGAAAGACAUCCUGUGGUUGUUCACUUAGCUGUGCAUCUUGAGAAUGGCCAACGUAUUUAUUUUAAUGAAGCAAAUGCAUUGGAAAGAGCAGCACACCCACCAGCGACUACGUUGACAGCUUUUUUCAAAUUAUGCGAAACUGAUACAUUUGCUAGAAAUUUGUUAUAUUCCGAAGUGCCUCAGUACUAUACAUGGAAUGUGUCUUCAAAAAAAUUUCAAAGACGUAAACAAGGAACAGCAGUCGAUGGGCAUUCAGGCAUUUUCAAAACAGAUGCAAUUGGGAGAAUGUAUACAGUACAUCCAAACAAUGCUGAGUGUUUUUAUUUGCGAUUGCUAUUAGUUAACGUCAAUGGCCCAAAAUCAUUUCAAGAAUUAAGAACAGUCGACGGUCAUUUGUGUCAAACAUAUCGUGAAGCAUGUCAACUCUUGCAUUUGUUGGAGGAUGAUGCACAUUGGGAUUCAACACUUAAUGAUGCAUCUACGUCAGCUCAUCCACAACAAAUACGAAUGCUAUUUGCCAUUAUAUUAUCGACAUGUAUGCCAUCAAAUCCACUUGAAUUAUGGAACAAAUAUAAAAAUUAUAUGGCAGAAGAUAUUUUAAUUCGUAUGCGUCAUCAUGCAAGAAAUCCUGAUUUGUUGAUUACCUUGGAAAUGUGCAACGAAGCUUUGAUAAUAAUUGAAGAUAUAUGUCUAACGAUUGCAAAUAAAGCAUUAGUACAAUUGGGUAUGACCGCACCAAAUCGUCCCAUGCAUGAUUUGUUUGAUCGUGAAUUGCAACGUGAGCAGGAAUUCAACUGUAAUGAUUUGCGUUUAUUUGUACAAUCGAAUAUAACCAAAUUAAAUAUUCAGCAAAAACAUGUAUAUGAUACAAUCAUGCAAGCCGUUUCCAAUAAUGCAGGUGGAUUAUAUUUUUUGGAUGCACCUGGUGGCACAGGUAAAACGUUCGUUAUAUCAUUGAUUUUAGCGACUAUUCGAUCAGAUCAGAAAAUUGCACUAGCACUUGCAUCUUCGGGAAUUGCUGCUACAUUAUUAGAAGGUGGUCGGACCGCACACUCUGCAUUAAAAUUGCCAUUGAAUGUACAGGUGAUUGAAACUCCAACUUGCAAUAUAUCGAGAAAUUCUGCUAUGGCAAAAGUUCUGCGAUUAACGUCAAUUAUUUUAUGGGAUGAGUGUACAAUGGCGAAUAAAAAAUCACUAGAAGCAUUCAAUCGAACAAUGCAAGAUUUACGUGGUAAUCAACAGCUUUUUGGUGGUGCUUUGAUAUUACUUUCAGGGGAUUUUCGUCAAACAUUGCCUGUCAUUCCUCGAUCAACUCCUGCUGAUGAAAUAAAUGCCUGCUUGAAGUCAUCAGUUCUUUGGAGAUAUCUACAAAAAUUGACACUAAACAUUAAUAUGCGUGUUCACCUACAAAAUGAUCCAGCUGCCCAUGAGUUCUCAAAACAAUUGUUAGAAAUUGGUGACGGCAAAAUACAAAUCGACAGAACCAACGGAUUGAUCGCUGUACCGAACAAUUUUUGUACAAUUGCGCAAUCGAUAGAUGAAUUGAUUGAAUGUGUUUUUCCGAAUAUUGUUCAGAAUUACAGAAAUCAUGAUUGGUUGACAGAACGCGCCAUUUUAGCACCGAAAAACAUUCAUGUCAAUGCAAUUAAUUUUCAAAUUCAAGCGAAACUGCCAGGCGUAGUCACGAAAUAUAAAUCAAUUGACAGUGUUAUGAAUCAAGAUGAGGCAAUGAAUUAUCCAAUUGAAUUUUUAAAUUCAUUGGAGCCGGCUGGUAUGCCACCGCAUUGCUUGAAUCUGAAAGUUGGUUCUUCGAUUAUAUUAUUGCGAAAUAUUAAUCCACCAAAACUGUGUAACGGAACCAGAUUGGCAGUGAAAAAGUUAUUGCCAAAUUUGAUUGAAGCUACGAUCUUAACUGGUAAAUCAAAAGGAGAAGUUGUUUUGAUACCGCGUAUACCUAUGAUUCCAACUGAUAUGCCUUUUGAGUUCAAACGUUUACAAUAUCCUGUGCGUUUAUCAUUCGCGAUGUCCAUCAACAAGGCCCAAGGUCAAACACUUCACGUUUGUGGUGUGAAUUUGGAGGAACAUUGUUUUUCACAUGGCCAGUUAUAA